Molecule: messenger RNA, 1956 nt
Organism: Bufo bufo (common toad)
Lineage: Eukaryota; Metazoa; Chordata; Amphibia; Anura; Bufonidae
Gene: INO80E
Product: INO80 complex subunit E
Exons: 8
Coding region: 188-925 (245 amino acids)
Biological process (GO): chromatin remodeling
Cellular component (GO): Ino80 complex; nucleus
Source: RefSeq, a predicted model, not a curated record
CUCCCUGUCACAUGGUUAGCUGAGUGCUCAGUGGGAGAAGUGGCGCGGUUACCCAUAGCAACCAAUCGGGUCUCUGCUUUCAUUUUCCAAUGCGCCUCUGAGACAUUAGAGCGGGGAUCUGAUUGGCUGCUCACGAGGCAUGCUGGGAGUUGUAGUUUAUCCUCACCUGGAGAGGCAGAGGCUGUAGAUGGCUGCCCUGGGAGUGAGGAUGAAUGGCGAGGCUGACGGGGAGGUCGAUUACAAGAGGAAGUACAAGAACCUUAAGCGCAAGCUCAAGUUCCUCGUCUACGAGCAAGAAUGUUUCCAGGAGGAGCUACGGAGGGCCCAGAGGAAGCUGCUGAAAGUCUCCAGAGAUAAGAGCUUCCUACUGGACAGAAUCCUUCAGUAUGAGAACGUUGACGACGACUCGUCAGAUUCUGAUAUGACGGCGUCUUCAGACAACAGUGACACAGAGGGAGGACGUGAUGUUGGCACCCCCACUGCCAGGAGGAAGAGCAGUCCAUCUGCCGGUCCGGCCUCCCCUCCCCCAUCCUCCUCAUCAGGCCUGUCCCUGCACGCGUCUGGGGGCCCCUACCUUAGCGCAAUGAGCUCACCCCCCUACACCCCGUUCCCCUCGGAAUAUCUGGCUCCUAUCCCCAACUCCACGUCCCCCAAACCCGAGCGAGUCAAGAGAGACAGAAAGAACCGCGGGGUUAAGCCCAGGAAACCUAAGAUGGCCCUCGGCUCGCCCUCUGGGGUCCUGCCCUUCAGUUCCCGAUCAUCCAGCCUUCCGCCGCUGUCCUCCUCAAGCAAGCACGCCCCACCCCCGCCCAUCCUCAGCACGGUGCCACAGCAGAUGUUCAGCGAUGGCGGGGAGGGCAGCGGAGAAGAGGGGCCCCUGGAUGGAGAUGAGGAGGAUGACCUGGUCAUAGACAUCCCUGAGUAAGGCCUGAACCUGCCGGCACGACCUGCACGGCUUCGAGGAGGGACUCCCAUCAUCUUUGCGGACUCCAGACUGUCUCAUUUUAUAAGAUUUCCUCAGCCGGACGUUGACGAGGAUCCAGUGACUGUACCGAUCACGCGGGUGCAUUGCAUUGUGGGAGAUGUAGUGUUAAUAUUGAGAACUGUAUGGGGGGGUGGACUGGCCAUAGACCCUACAGGGAAAUCUCUGGGCGGCCUGAUCCCUCCUCGCGGGUACAUAACGACCUGUUGCUCCAGCGUUAAUUAAUGUAGGAGCAUCGGGCUCUUAUGUACCUGACCGCAGGGGCCCUCCCGAAUUCAUCUGCAGGACAUUAACGCGGUUGUAUACUGUGGUGAGGGCGGAGGUAUUUGGUUCUGCGGGGGCGGUAUUUUGUUCUGCACUAUGGUAUUGCUUGUGUUGUCCCAUCUACUGUCAGUUUGGACCUACCUACAACAUGGGGCCACUUUUUUUUUUCCGGGACCAUUUGAAGUUCCCAGUCUGUCCCUGGUGUAAUGGCUCCAGUAGAUCUCAUAGAUCUCCUGCAGAGCACGCCCGCUGACCCGAAUUACACCCUUCACCUCCUGCAGCACAGCAGAGCACGCCCACUGACCCGGUCACAGGACGGGUGGGAGUCCCGAGUGAGUUGCAUUGUGGGAAAUGGACGAUGAAGCCCUACAUCUCUCGCAGUGCAGCAGAGCAUGCCCGGCGCACUCGCUCAGCCACCUCCUGCGCAGUGCAGUCUUCCAGACCUUGGUGCUGGAUGUUGUUUUUUUUAACCUGAUUUGUGAAUUAAUUGACUGUCUGAAAAUGGAGUUGUGGCCCCCGGGGUUACACUUUCCAGCAGACGUGACGCUUGUUUACAAGGAGCCCGGAGGAGCCGCCCGCGACGGCGUUCUUCUGCCUCCGAUUUAUUUACAAUGAAUCUUUUUUCACUUUCGGUGCUGUGCAUCCUGAAGUGAAGCUUGUAGCACCACCUGGUGGUGGCAUGAGGGCACUGCGAUUAAAUCCUGCACAAA